This is a messenger RNA of Talaromyces stipitatus ATCC 10500, 681 nucleotides long. RefSeq names its product Cu,Zn superoxide dismutase SOD1. Lineage: Eukaryota; Fungi; Ascomycota; Eurotiomycetes; Eurotiales; Trichocomaceae. Gene Ontology annotation, biological process: removal of superoxide radicals. Gene Ontology annotation, molecular function: superoxide dismutase activity; copper ion binding. The transcript is spliced from 5 exons. The coding region runs from base 115 to 579 and encodes 154 amino acids. The record is from RefSeq and is a predicted model, not a curated record.
AGGACUUCUCCUCCUUGUAACACUCUUCAGACUCUGUUGUUUCUUGUCAAACUGCAUCACUAUUCAACGUCUUUCCUAUCAUCAGAUAUCCCAAUCAUUAAAAAUCUAGCCAAAAUGGUCAAGGCUGUCGCUGUCCUCCGUGGAGACUCCAACAUCAAGGGUACCGUCACCUUUGAACAGGCGGACGAGAACUCCCCUACCACCAUCUCAUGGAACAUCACCGGCCACGACGCCAACGCUGAGCGUGGCAUGCACGUUCACCAGUUCGGUGACAACACCAACGGCUGCACAUCUGCCGGACCUCACUUCAACCCCUUCGGAAAGACCCAUGGUGCUCCCUCCGAUGAAGAACGCCAUGUCGGUGACUUGGGUAACUUCAAGACCGAUGCUCAGGGCAACGCUGUCGGCUCUGUCCAGGACAAGCUCGUCAAGUUGAUUGGUGCUGAGAGUGUUCUCGGUCGUACCAUCGUCGUCCACGCCGGUACUGAUGAUCUCGGCCGUGGUGGUAACGAGGAGUCCAAGAAGACUGGUAACGCUGGUCCUCGCCCUGCUUGCGGUGUUAUUGGUAUCUCUGCUUAAAUGUUUAGCCAUAUAGCCUGAAAAUGAAUGAUAGGUAGUCAUCAGUUGCAAUAUGACGAUGAACCAAAUGGAUAGAGACAAUGCAAUGACUCUUUAGCAUUG